Salvelinus namaycush (lake trout) is the source of this 838-nucleotide messenger RNA. RefSeq names its product anoctamin-2-like. Gene Ontology annotation, molecular function: protein dimerization activity; chloride channel activity. Gene Ontology annotation, cellular component: plasma membrane. The annotation marks the transcript as partial. NCBI's taxonomy places the organism in Eukaryota, Metazoa, Chordata, Actinopteri, Salmoniformes, Salmonidae. Gene Ontology annotation, biological process: chloride transmembrane transport. The transcript has 9 exons. The record is from RefSeq and is a predicted model, not a curated record.
AUGGAUGCGUCAGCUACUCGUCAGCUGGGUCGUUUCAGCUACACGUCAGCUGAGUCGUGUCAGCUACACGUCAGCUGGGUUGUGUCAGCUGCUUGUCUGAGUUAUGAGUUGCGGCAGCCUCAGGGCAUCGCGGGGAAAAUAGCAUUGUUGUAUCAAACCCUGAUCAAACCCUUCCGACCUGAUGUACCAGAAACACUAAACACACAGUCCCACCAGAACCGAACAAAGACCCUCUCACACCCCUUCUCCAGAGACAAGCUACACCUGUUUGAAAUCAAGUCACAGGACAUUCUAUUUGACUACGCCGUACGCAGCAGAAUAGUCAAGGAGAUAUUGACACGCACCGCCUGUACACAGACUUGCCAAGCCACUGGUAUCUCAUCGUUAUUAGCCACUGGUGUCUAUAACUCUGCCUUUCCUCCACACGAUGGGUCAUUCACCAGGAAAGGAGGGCGGGAUCAGAGGAACGACAGACAGCUCCUAUAUGAGGAGUGGGCCAACUAUGGAGUGAUGUUCAAAUACCAGCCAUUGGACCUAAUCAGGAAGUAUUUUGGGGAGGCGAUUGGUCUGUACUUUGCCUGGAUGGGAGUUUACACCCGGAUGUUGGUCCCGCCCUCUCUACUGGGCCUUAUCGUGUUCCUCUAUGGUGUCCUCACUGUCAACACUAAUGUGCCCAGCCAGGAGAUGUGUAAUGACAGUCUGAACUUCACGAUGUGUCCACUGUGUGAUGCGGUGUGUGACUACUGGAAGCUGAGUUCAGUCUGUUCAUUGACUCGAGCCUCUUACCUGUUUGACAACGGAGCUACCACCCUCUUCGCCAUCUUCAUGUCCCUCUGGG